Molecule: messenger RNA, 817 nt
Organism: Cladocopium goreaui
Lineage: Eukaryota; Dinophyceae; Suessiales; Symbiodiniaceae
Source: the annotation of a GenBank genome assembly
UUCCAACGACUUCAUGACUUUCCAGCCAUGACGCCAUGGAGCUGACCCAUUCCAACCCUCAGCUGGUGCCGCAAGAACGGGGCUUAGAGCUGCUGACGGGGACGCCCUUCCACCGAUUUCUGCGCGGAUUUCAAGAAGGUGUGUUCCAAGAGGAGGUUGAUGACUUUGUCAAAGAACACGCCAGCGAAUUUGCCGUUCUGUGCAUGGAUGGUUCCUAUCCCGUGCACUGGAACCAGCUACAUCAGGAAUACAAGGCCAUCCUUUGGUUUCAAGACAGUGACAAAGACCAGUUCCUGGAGAUGUGUCAUGCCAUGGUCCGCGCCUGUGACAGCUUGCCGGAGGAUGCAUUUCUUCCAGUGCCGCCCAGCGAAUUCUCAGGUAUGACGGUGGGAGCCUUUCAUCACUUCAUGUCCGCACUGACAGCCUCCGAAGAAUUUGAAGCUUUUCUGCAGGUCAUGUGUGCGGCUGCCACCGGGAUGCUGCAACCGACUGUCUUGUUGUCAGCGUCUACGGAAGUGCUGACGCCCUCAGGUUCCUCGGCGGGUGCGGGUGCCCUGGGUGCCCCCGCCCCGGUCUCCUGGCCCCGGCCAGCGCUUGAUCGUGAGCAGGGCUACCAGGCCGGUUCGACUUUCCCUGCGACCGUCUACCUCCCUACCUGAUGUACGAGACAGCCCGUCACAGCCCGCAGCCGCCGCGCUGCCUGCGGCUUGUCGACUCGGCCGACACCACCGAUUCAGCUGGAAAAGUCCUCGAGGACUCAGCAGAAUGCGGCGGUAGGACUCAGCAGCAUGCGGCGGUGAAAAAGAGGUGAUUGCAG